AGGCACUCGACACCUUGCUCGACCUGAAACGAGGCCUUCUCGCCGUGAAAAUCUGCGAGAGUAGCACAAUCUUGGACAGAGCUUCGGAUUCUCUCGAUAAUGCGUAUUUGUACAUGACGACCAUGCCGCGCCUCAGGUCAAAGGCCUACCUGACUUGCUUCUAUUGUGGCCGGAAGACCUCAACGCGCAACGAUGGUAGCGUCCGCCGCUUCGAGUGUCCUUCCUGCGAGGCUACAAACUACCUAGACGAGAAUGGAGAGAUUACGGAUCCUCCGCUCGAGGCGACCGCGCCAUCAGGAGCGACUGACGAUAAACCCCCAACCAUGAGAGAUCUGUUGGCGUCCCAGCCCGAUAAUGAUGUCUUCUGUGCCGAGUGUCUGAAAAACCAAAGGCUGUUCACGGCCUCUUUGGCGCAAUAUCUGCCCGGGGAUCCCGAUGAUCCCGAAUAUGAGGCCCGCGAGCGCAACUUCUACAAAUUCCGCAAUAACCUCGACAGGCAAUACCCUCAGACCUGCUCUAAAUGCGAACCCAAGGUCCUCGAACGAAUAGCCCAGGCCGGCUACACGGCCAAGACAGACCAUUUGCGGCGGAUGAUUGACCGGAGCCUAAAGGCUCGGACUGCGGAGCAAGCAAGCGCCACCGGUCCUCUGGGCGUGCUUUCUGCAGUGGGACGGUACCUGUGGCUCGCAGGUUUUAUCAUGCAAGGACUGUGGCACUUCCGAAUGAUGCACGAACUUGCCAAAACGGCAGACUUCCCUUGGCUGCGUAGUUUUGGGGUCAGACAACUACUAGGAGUUCUAGCAUCAUUACUCUCCCUAUUGCCAGAGCCAGAAAAGGUUAUGAAGUGGAGCAUUCUGAGCACUGCAGUCAGCCUCUGGUGGAACCCCUUCUUCCUCAAGACUGUGCGUGGCUUCACGAGGCACUUGCUGGGAAUCGGGACAUGGUAUACCUAUCAAGCUGUGAUCAUGUUCUUUCGUGUUCUGGCUCCGGGAAUACCCAAUCUCUCACGGGAGCAUGGCUCGACCGUAUAUGCACAGCUAACGAUGCACUCUCUGGCCUGCAUUGUCAUGUUCUAUAUCGCGAAACUUGCGUUGAGCUCAAUUCGGGUCGAUACAACGCCCCUUUUCGGUAGUAAAAGUUUGCCAACACCGAAAUCACCGGAAGCUGCUCCGCAACCCUCCCAAAGGAAGUCAUCUGGUGAUACCAUGUUUGAUAUGUUGGAUGAGGUACUGGUCUCGCCAGUUCCAGCGCGCGAGAGCGAUGACGAGACUGAGACUCAAAGCCUUCCUCCGAAAAUCCGGCCAAGGUUCACAGAGGGUCCGCUUCGAGGUCAGCAAAUGUCGCAGGGUGGUGGCUUGUUUGCCCCUGAAAACGCCCGCGGGUCAACCUUUGGUCGGCAGGAUGACAAACUACGGACUACGGAAUACGCAUCAGAGAUGGACUGGCAACCUACCGAAUUACCACCUCGUGCAUUCAACCCCUUUAGCGCCCCCGAACAGCCUCUGCGCAGUUUCAACGACGCGCCUGUAAACGAUAAGCACGGUCCAUUUUGGUUCAAAGUACCUCCUGCGCCAGCCACUAGCAUGGCCCACAGAGCUUUGAGCCCUUCUACGGCUUCAAGUACCGCGCUGCUACAGAGCCAACCAGAACCAAUACAGCAACGCCGUUUCUUUGCAUCGAGAGAGGAGGAGGCAAGAAAGGAACAAGAGGUCCGUGAGGAGAGGAUGAGGAAGGAGAAGGAAAGGACGAAGUAUAUCAAAAGUCCAUCAUUCAGAUACAGGGCAAAUGAUCCACGUGAUCCGCUGUCCGAUAUGUUUGAGGAUACCUUCAAGAUCAGCCCUACCCGCGCAGCAUCAGCGCAACAGGCUGCACAGAAGGCGGACAGUGCCAAGGAAGAAGUAGCCGCACGGCAGAUUAAGGCAUCGGACUUUUCUGUUCUGCUACUCUCUGCUCUGCUCCUGAUCCCUGGCUAUGAGACGUUUGUUCCAAAGGAGUAUGGAGUACAUAUGGCUUUGAGCGUAUGUUGCACGAGUCUUAUCAUAUGGGUUCGGGUUAAUCUCGAAACAUUCAAGACACUGCAGGUGCAGGGUAGGCACAGGUCCAAAGCUUUUGCGUAUACAGUCGCGGCCGCACUGGCAUUGUCAGAAGUUGGGUUUAUUACCUGGACCGGAUUGAAGGCACAGGAUUCAGGUGAGCACAAUGCGCUUAUGGCAUUCUCCAGUCAGGCGAAAACCGUAUUUCUCAGCCUGCUACUCAUACACCAGCUGUGGAACCUCCUUGUUGUUGCACUGGUUGUACAUCCUUAGCGGAGUGAUGACCAUGGACGGGGUUUGGCUGGCUGUUUGAGCACGAGUAUGCACGGUUGGUCAGAUGGACAUCGUCUUAUAGUCUUUAACCUUGGAAACUCGGCAGAUUGGUAUGCCUUACUGCUUGCCUCGAUCUCACAUAGACCGAUUCUGCAUAUACUAGACUAAUGAUACCCGAAUGUCUGUUGAGACGAAUAUUACCCAAAGUAUCCAUGUGAAGCUGAAAGGAGCAUAUGUCAAGAGCGGAGAACCUCCAUCCAUUACUUGAUCA
Messenger RNA from Pyricularia oryzae 70-15, 2577 nucleotides. RefSeq lists its product as uncharacterized. Gene Ontology annotation, biological process: nuclear inner membrane organization. The transcript has 3 exons. Gene Ontology annotation, cellular component: chromosome, centromeric core domain; nuclear inner membrane; mitotic spindle pole body. NCBI's taxonomy places the organism in Eukaryota, Fungi, Ascomycota, Sordariomycetes, Magnaporthales, Pyriculariaceae. The record is from RefSeq and is a predicted model, not a curated record. Bases 114 to 2306 code for a protein of 730 amino acids.